Messenger RNA from Cervus elaphus (red deer), 2819 nucleotides. It is a transcript of the gene UBAP1, whose product is annotated as ubiquitin associated protein 1. The record is from RefSeq and is a predicted model, not a curated record. Lineage: Eukaryota; Metazoa; Chordata; Mammalia; Artiodactyla; Cervidae. Gene Ontology annotation, cellular component: ESCRT I complex. Bases 314 to 1822 code for a protein of 502 amino acids. Gene Ontology annotation, biological process: ubiquitin-dependent protein catabolic process via the multivesicular body sorting pathway. The transcript is spliced from 7 exons. Gene Ontology annotation, molecular function: ubiquitin binding.
GGGCGGAGGGCAGAUGGGAUGCGGAAAAAUAAGUGAGUUCGGAUUAAGGGGACUAAUGUUCUGCUGGAAAAUAGGCGCAGUACGUAGGCUGUCUGGAACGAGAGCUCGGUGGGAAAUAGAGAAUGUCGGGGAGAGAGGGACGUAGGUUUUAGUAAAGGUGAGUGGUGGGGAGUUGAGGGUGAGCUGCGGACCUGAGAUACAGAUUUAAUUUUCUCUGAGGCGAUGAGAUUAGGGGGAAAGGGAGGAGACCAGACUCGGGGCGAGUGAUCUUUGGGGCUAUAUUCGACAUUGCCUGGUCUUCUCCAGGUUCUAAAUGGCUUCUAAGAAGUUGGGUGCAGAUUUUCAUGGGACUUUCAGUUACCUUGAUGAUGUCCCAUUUAAGAUAGGAGACAAAUUCAAAACACCAGCUAAAGUUGGUCUUCCUAUUGGCUUCUCCUUGCCUGAUUGUUUGCAGGUUGUCAGAGAAGUACAGUAUGACUUCUCCUUGGAAAAGAAAACCAUUGAGUGGGCUGAAGACAUUAAGAAGAUCCAAGAAGCCCAGUGGGAAGCAGAGCGCAAGGCUGAGGAAGCAGAAGCUAAAGUGAAUUCUCAGAGUGGCCCCGAGGGUGACAGCAAAAUGAGCUUCUCCAGGACCCACAGCGCAGCCUCCAUGCCGCCUCCUAUCAACCCCAUCCUCGCCAGCUUACAGCACAACAGCAUCCUCACCCCGACCCGGGUCAGCAGCAGCGCCGCGAAGCAGAAGGUCCUCAGCCCGCCCCACACGAAGGCGGACUUCAAUCCUGCUGACUUCGAGUGUGAAGAAGACCCAUUUGAUAAUCUGGAGUUAAAAACUAUUGAUGAGAAGGAAGAGCUGAGAAACAUUCUGGUGGGAACCAGUGGACCCAUUAUGGCCCAGUUGUUGGACAGUAACUUGCCUCGAGGCGGCUCUGGGUCUGUGUUACAGGAGGAGGAGGUCCUGGCCUCUCUGGAGCGGGCCACCCUAGAUUUCAAGCCUCUUCAUAAACCCAAUGGCUUUGUAACCUUACCACAGCUGGGUAGCUGUGAAAAGAUGUCGCUGUCUUCCAAAGUGUCCCUGCCCCCCAUUCCUGCAGUAAGCAAUAUCAAGUCCUUGUCCUUCCCCAAACUUGACUCUGAUGACAGCAGUCAGAAGACACCCAAGAUGGCAAGCACUUUCCAUAGCACAUCCUGCCUCCGCAGUGGCACGUUCCGGAAUUCCCUAAAGCCUUCCACCCAAAGCAAUGCCAGUGAGCUCAAUGGGCAUCCUACCCUUGGGCUUUCAGCUUUGAACUUGGACAGUGGCGCAGAGGUGCCAACCCUGACCCCUCCCCAGACGCCUUCCCUGUCUGUCUUGUCUGUGUGCACAGAGGAAUCAGCACCUCCAAAUACGCGUCCCACGGUCACACCUCCUAAUUUCUCAGUGUCACAAGUGCCCAACACUCCCAGCUGUCCCCAGGCUUACUCUGAACUGCAGGCGCUGUCCCCCAGUGAGCGGCACUGUGUGGAGACAGUGGUCAACAUGGGCUACUCAUAUGAGUGUGUCUUGAGAGCCAUGAAGAAGAAAGGAGAGAAUAUUGAGCAGAUUCUCGACUAUCUCUUUGCACACGGACAGCUCUGUGAGAAGGGCUUCGACCCUCUUUUGGUGGAAGAGGCUCUGGAAAUGCAGCAGUGUUCAGAGGAAAAGAUGAUGGAGUUUCUUCAGCUGAUGAGCAAAUUUAAGGAAAUGGGCUUUGAACUGAAAGAUAUUAAGGAAGUUCUGCUAUUACACAACAACGACCAGGACAAUGCUCUGGAAGACCUCAUGGCGCGGGCGGGAGCCAGCUGAGACGAGGCCCUGCCUAGGCCCUGCCAGAGCCACCCCUGCAGGAGGCCCUGAGGAGCCCCCAUGGGGAAGGGGAAGGGGCGCACUUCCGGAUUUCCUUUUGGGGGUGGAAGGUCAGGUGUGGAGACUGUGCUUGCCAAGUCUCUACAAGCUUAGGUCCUGAGCUGGGGAGAGAGUGGGUAAGAUUUGGGCAUGCACAUGCCCCCAGAACUGUCCUGGCUCCUUCCAUAUUAAAAGUAUUUGUAUCCUGAGAAGUGUCCUUCCCGCCUUGGCCCUCCAGAUUGACUUCUCUGGUCUUUUUGGGAUCUGUAUGGCUUCAGCCAAAACCUGGCCCCGCUGCCAAAAGGAGCUGGGGAGGAGGAGGUGGUGGGGCCAGACUCAGUGCUGCUUCGGGGCUAGAUGUUCCCUCGUCCGCAAGAGUGGGCUGACCUCUAAUCCAGGUUGAGUGCAAUUGAAAGGUUCUUCCAGGGUUUGUUUCCUUCCCUUUUUAACAAUGUCACUUACUGUGACACUGGUUCUGCAAUGUCUCUGAGGUGCAGAGAAUGCCCUUUACCCCCUGGGGCCCUGAGUUUGCCUUUUCUGCCAGGCACUUACCACACUUCCCUGCCCCAGCCUGUUUCUUUUGGCCUGGUUUGGACUACAAUCUUCUGCUACCCAGGAUUUUAGAGUCCCCUACUCUAGGAAGCAGUUGUCAGUUUAAGGAAUCAUUGGUCCCUUCCCAGCACAUCAAGCGGGGAGAAAGCAGGCCAUGAUUUAGUCCCCCAGCACUAACUCCACCUCAGUUCUCCCUGGAGAACAGCCUCUCCCUCCAGCCCCUGCUCUAGGACGACACAACAGAUAACACCUAGUCAUAGAAAUCAGUCUCUUUGGUUUGUUUUGUAUUAUGUUGUACAUCAUUAAAGAUCUAAACACAAAGGAUAUACAGUCUUGAUGAAUCUAAAGUAAUUUGCUAACUAUUUUGAUUCUUCAGAGAGUACUACUAAUAAAAAUCUAAAAGGUA